UGUAGUCUGCAUUAGAGCAAACGUUCGGAUUUUUCUUUUUUUCCGCGGCCUCCUCUCUUGUACUGUGCAGGAGCAGACUGGGCAGUCAUGGUACGCACCAACAAAAGUGUAUCGAAGCCAUUAGCAGCCGCCGAGAAAUCCAAGGACCAGCGGCGGAUGAGCGGUGCCGAGAGGUCGGCUUACUUCGCAAGAAGAGAGGCGGCGAAAGUAUUGAGGAGCGUUCUCCAAGGCGACGCUCGGCGUCGAGCCGUCGGCUCUAUUAAAUCGCUCGUGUACAGCCCUUCUGUGAGGAACAAGAAGGCCACGUUCGCUCUAGUCUGCCAAACACUUAAAUAUCUUCCAAUUAUCAGAGAUUUAUUGAAUGCUGCCAGCACAUUGAAUAGCAAGUGGAAGAGGCAGCAGGAAUUAAUGUACAUAAUUACGUAUGACAUUCUAUUUGGAAAGGAGAGUCUACUAGUUGGUGAUGCAGAAAAGUUUUUAAUGUGUCGCAAAGAUGCUCUAGAAUCUGCUCUAGCUCGAUAUUUAGUGAAGAAGAAAGUGAAGCACAUUGAAGAAUUGAUAGCUCUUAACCACACUCCUGUAGAUAAUCCUAAACCUCGUUACGUUCGAGUAAAUACUCUGAAGUUGGAUGUUGAUUCUGCCUUGGUUGAGUUGAGUAAACACUUCAUGGUUCAAAAGGAUGGAAUGGUUCCUCACUUGUUGGUCCUCCCACCCGGCAGUGAUGUGCAUGAUCAUCAUCUUGUAAAAAAUGGAAGUGUCAUUUUGCAAGGAAAGGCAAGUUCUAUGGUGGCAGCAGCCCUUGAUCCCAAACCUGAAUGGGAUGUUCUUGAUGCAUGUUCGGCUCCAGGAAACAAAACUGUUCACCUUGCCGCGCUUAUGAGAGGCAAGGGAAGGAUUAUAGCAUGUGAGAUGAAUAAGGAAAGGGUUAAACGUUUGGAAGACACAGUCAGACUCUCUGGUGCCACCAACAUAGAAGUUUUGUGUGGAGAUUUCUUGAGCUUAGACCCAAAAGAUCCUUCUUUCUGUGAGGUCCGUGCAAUUGUUGUGGACCCUUCUUGCUCUGGAUCUGGCACCACAGCUGAAAGAUUAGACUAUCUUCUCCCGUCCCAUGCUGCAGAUCAUGCCCGUGAUUUUGCAGAAAUUGAAAGACUCGACAAGCUCGCUGCAUUUCAGAGAAAAGCUCUAGCACAUGCAUUAUCUUUUCCAGCGGUUGAGAGAGUCGUCUAUAGUACAUGUUCCGUUCACCAGACUGAAAAUGAAGAUGUUAUCAACUCAAUUCUUCCUCUCGCCAUCUCCAAUGGUUUUCAGCUGGCCACUCCCUUUCCUCAAUGGCAUCGCCGUGGACUUCCCGUUUUCGAAGGCUCUGAACAUUUGCUACGGACAGACCCAGUUGAAGACAAAGAAGGUUUUUUCAUUGCUUUAUUCGUCAAUAAUAAGCGGUCGGAAGAGCAUUCAGAAGCACAGAGAGGCGCCCUCAGACAUUUUGAAGACAAUCGCAUAACAUGUAGAAUUAAGAACAAGAGCAGAUAUCUUCUCGGACUCUCUACUAGGCUAUCUAACAUGUGGUUUCGUACUUCCUGUGUACGGAAAAUGAUCUAACAAUGGCUCCAAUGAAGAAUGAAUUCGUUUCAUGGGUACAAAAGAAUUUUGAUAUUGAAAUUCAAGAUUGGGAGAGUUCCAAAUUUGGAGUUUUCAACUUUCGACCCCAUUCAAGCAGCACCUGCCCAGCGGAUCCAGGACGCACUGGACUGAAUAGGCACUUUUGAGGUAUGAUUUCUUUUGUUAAGACAUUCAGCUAACCUCAUAGUACAAGAAAUGUUGGUCCUUGGCCCUUCUUGUUUGUCACUUUUUGGAUAAACUUGUAUUAAGAAACAAGUUGAAGAAAAAUGAAAGUCACUGGUGAAACUAGGGAAAAUUGCAUCAA
Tripterygium wilfordii is the source of this 1924-nucleotide messenger RNA. Its product is annotated as 28S rRNA (cytosine-C(5))-methyltransferase. Gene Ontology annotation, cellular component: nucleolus. The record is from RefSeq and is a predicted model, not a curated record. Gene Ontology annotation, biological process: rRNA base methylation. Bases 88 to 1599 code for a protein of 503 amino acids. NCBI's taxonomy places the organism in Eukaryota, Viridiplantae, Streptophyta, Magnoliopsida, Celastrales, Celastraceae. The transcript has 13 exons. Gene Ontology annotation, molecular function: methyltransferase activity.